Molecule: messenger RNA, 864 nt
Organism: Anolis carolinensis (green anole)
Lineage: Eukaryota; Metazoa; Chordata; Lepidosauria; Squamata; Anolidae
Product: corrinoid adenosyltransferase MMAB-like
Exons: 9
Coding region: 37-705 (222 amino acids)
Molecular function (GO): corrinoid adenosyltransferase activity
Source: RefSeq, a predicted model, not a curated record
UGAGAAGCCCCGCCUCCCCUUCGCGCUGAUUGGCCAAUGAGGCGCGGGGGAGGAAGAUGUAGGCGUGGCUUGGGCGCCUUCCUCACGGCUCACGGCGGCCCUGAAGGGACAAUCUUCCCUUUCCUGAGGGAAAAGGCCGUUUCCCGCCCAUUUUCCCCCUCAAUGGCGGCUCGGAGAGGCCUUUUGGGCGCCCGCGUCGCCUUGAAGAAGGUUCUGGCGCCUCAAUUCGGAAUAAGGAACCGCCAUGAGGGAAAUGAAAAGCCUAGGCUGCCCAAGAUUUACACCAAGACAGGAGACACAGGAUUUUCCAGCACUUUCACUGGGGAGAGGAGGCCGAAGAACGACCAGAUAUUCGAUGCUUUGGGCGCUUUGGACGAACUCAGUUCAGCCAUUGGGUUGAGUGCUGAAUUUGGGAAGGAAGAUGGCCACUCUUUUGCAGGAGAGGAACUUCAUAAGAUCCAAUGCAGGCUGCAAGACGCUGGUUCCAACGUGGCGACUCCCAUCUCCUCGGCUCGAGAGGCUCAUUUAAAACGAACCAGUUUCGAUGAAAAGCCAAUUUCGGAGAUGGAAAAAUGGAUUGACGGCUACACCGAUCGGCUUCCUCCCCUCCAGACGUUCAUUCUUCAGGAGGGAAAACCGCUGCCGCCCUCCAUUUUUCCAGAGCUGUUUGUCGUCGAGCCGAAAGACGGGUCGUCCCUUUGGUGAAAGCCGGCGAAGCGGACGCCAACGUGGCCAAGUACCUCAACAGGCUGAGCGACUUCCUCUUUGUCCUGGCGCGCUUUGCAGCCCAUCAGGAAGGGAAGAAGGAAUUGAUUUACAUACGAGAAGAAGAAACCGUAAAAAUAAAUUAAUAUUAUUAAUUAA